Fusarium graminearum PH-1 is the source of this 885-nucleotide messenger RNA. RefSeq lists its product as uncharacterized. The coding region runs from base 1 to 885 and encodes 294 amino acids. The transcript is spliced from 3 exons. The record is from RefSeq and is a predicted model, not a curated record. NCBI's taxonomy places the organism in Eukaryota, Fungi, Ascomycota, Sordariomycetes, Hypocreales, Nectriaceae.
AUGAACUACAGCGGUGCAAACGGCUUUGAAUUCGGGGCGGGCAAUACCAACAUUGACCCAGCUGUGUUAAGGGAGGGAUGCAAGGUCACAUCCAUUGAGAACCAUGGCGUAAGCUUCUGGGCGAAGACGGGCCGCAUCGAUGUUUUGCUCAAUGAUGGUACACCGAAGUCCUUCUUCAUUAAGGCCAUUUCAAAAGAAUUGGGCAUGAAUAUGACAAGGGGGGAAUUCCAUUCCAUGAGCGCGAUACAUAACGUUCUGCCAGAAAUUGUCCCAAGGCCCAUCGCUUGCGGCACGUACCAGACAAUAACAGACACCCACUUCUUCCUCUGCGAGUUUCGAGAAAUGACUGAGGAUAUGCCUGACCCUCACAAGUUUGCUGCUCUUCUGUCAACGUUGCACCAGAAAAGCGUAUCGCCUACUGGCAAGUUCGGAUUCCACAUUACCACCUACGCAGGAAACCUACCCCAGUUCGUGACAUGGGAAGAUAGGUGGGAGACAUUCUUCGCCAAGUCCAUGAGACAGGCACUUGAUCUGGAGAUUGAAAGGAAAGGGCCUAGUGAGGAGCUCGAGACUCUCUCACGAGCUCUGUUCGAAAAGGUCAUCCCGAGGCUCCUGAGGCCUCUCGAGAGUGACGGCCGAACAGUGAAACCUUCACUGGUUCAUGGAGACCUUUGGUACGCAAAUGCAGGGAUUGAUGUAGACAAUGACCAGCCUCUUGUCUUCGAUGCGUGCUGCUUCUUUGCACACAACGAAUAUGAGUUUGGCCAGUGGCGACCAGCUUGCAAUAGGUUUGGGGAUGAGUACGUAGCUGCCUACAACACAUUCGCCCAGAUUUCGCCGCCUGAAGAGGAUUUUGAAGGUCGUUUAGACCUCUAUAGACUGUGA